This is a messenger RNA of Ectocarpus siliculosus, 1039 nucleotides long. Lineage: Eukaryota; Phaeophyceae; Ectocarpales; Ectocarpaceae. The record is from the annotation of a GenBank genome assembly.
UAUCAUCUCGUGUAUGUCGCCGCGAGGCUGCUGUUACGCAUGAUGCACGAGGUCUUGUCCGCAAGCACCUCUCUGUCGAAAUUUUACUUCUAUGUUACAAGGGCAUUGCUGCGACGUGAUUGGAAUCGAGGUCGAGACUGUGAAGAAUAGCACAGGAUGUGCCCAGGAGAAAGUUGAGUUUAAUCGUUGCAACGAAGACGAAAUGGUUUCAAGGCAGGGACAGCAUAGCGGAACAAGCGAGGGGUGAAAACUCGAGAGAUUGCGAGAGGAAAGGAUAGCAUUUGUGGAGGCAGUUACAGCAGUAGCAGUGAAGAGGCUGCAAGAGGCUGGCAGACCCCUAACUGCGGCGUACAAGGGCGCGCCUUUAAUCAUCGGACAAAAUAUUAAAUCACGGAAGGUUGUCCAGUAGAGGUCGUGGGCGGAGAGAUUGCUCGGACACGCCAAUGUGGCGAGCCAGAGGAGAGCAGAAAACUGCAGCACACUCCGAAUCGAAGAAUGCGAAGAAGGAUGUAUUACAGCGGUACAGCUUUAAGCACAUGAGAAAAAUUACCUAUUUAGUACUCUGGUGUACCGCGGAUGAAAUAGUCCCCCAUCGAGACGUUUUAGAUUUUGUGAUGGCAACAGAGAGGUAAUUACGUGGAGGGCAAUGAGACGGGCAAGAGUCGCUGCUGUGCUGCACGGUGCGGCAGAAACGAAAAUAGCACCCGGAAGUUGGCGGGGUCUGUCUUCGUUGAUAGGGGUCAUGGCGCAGACGAAUCUGUCGCGGAAGCCACAAAAGAAGAAGCUGCUCAAGAGGCUGGAAUUGGAGAAGUGGCAGAGACAUGCCGGAGACACGGGCUCGCCGGAAUGCCAGAUUGCGGCGCUGACCGUGCGCAUCGACGCGCUACGCCCUCUCGUCAACUCCACCGCCCGGAUGGACUUCUCGUGCAAGCGCGGAUACGUCAAGCUGCUGGCCAGGCGGCGGAAGAUGCUGGCCUACCUCAAGCGCAAGGACUUCGAGAUUUACCGCAAGGUCGCGCUGGAAACCGGCCUGCGAUGA